This is a messenger RNA of Fragaria vesca subsp. vesca, 625 nucleotides long. RefSeq names its product biogenesis of lysosome-related organelles complex 1 subunit 2-like. Bases 86 to 445 code for a protein of 119 amino acids. The transcript is spliced from 2 exons. The record is from RefSeq and is a predicted model, not a curated record. Lineage: Eukaryota; Viridiplantae; Streptophyta; Magnoliopsida; Rosales; Rosaceae.
UGAUGCAAAUUCCGACUACUACACACGUACGACAUCUAACUUGGUUAUAAUUUGGUUUGGCCUCCGACCCGAACCCAAAACAGCAAUGGCUGAGAAAGAGAAGCAAGACGAGCUCGCCGACUCUCUCAACGACCUCUUCUCCAGCGUCUCCACCAUGAUCAAAACCGAGCUCCAGGGAACUGCCAACCACAUGGAGCUGUUAGAGAAGAUGAAUCUGAGAGUCGCCGAGGAAUACAAAGGCUUCGGCGACGUGGCCUCCGGGCUCAGCGUCUUCGUGGAGCAGCUCAAGUCCAAAAGCAGCGGCUUCGACGAGUAUGUCAAGCAGAUUGAUGCCAUAGAUCAGCAAGUCACCGAGUUUGAAGCUGUUGUUUCUGUGCUUGAUAAACAUGUGACCAUGUUGGAGUCCAAAGUACAGUCUGUGUAUCACAAUCCAUCGUCUUCCUAGUUUCGGUUGUUCUUGCUUGUUUCUUGUCUUUGAAAUUUGUGUUCUGUUUCUCUGAGUACUAUGUUUAACUUCAAUCAAAUGUAGUGUUUUAUGAUCAAGCUUGAACAAUGCUCGAGAUUUUCAAGCUGUAUCAAAAGCGCGAACAUGCAUCAACGGUUAACAGUCGUUCGCGACAUGUUU